Messenger RNA from Tuber aestivum (summer truffle), 1743 nucleotides. NCBI's taxonomy places the organism in Eukaryota, Fungi, Ascomycota, Pezizomycetes, Pezizales, Tuberaceae. The record is from the annotation of a GenBank genome assembly.
UAGGGCUGUGUGUAUGCGUGUGUAAUAUCUAUCAUACAAAGGUAACUGACUCUUGCUCGCCAUUGUAAUUAAAAAAAUACCUUACACACCUCUUAGGAACAGGACUCACCAAGGGCUUUUUACCCUGCUACCAUCACAUAUCAUACCACGUACCAUUGCUGCCAGCACAGGUACAUUACGGACAGCCACUUUACCAGAAAAAAAACAGAAAAAAACAGAAAAAACACAAACAAUAAAAAUAAAAAUAAAAAAUAACAUAAAAAGAAGGCAAAAUAGAGCCUGGGAGAGACAGCGGAGGUUAAUCAUGUCUGGGAAAGAGCCUUUGAGCACCGGCGCAAAAGGGAAGAUGUCUGGAGGUUAUGUAAAUGAAGGGUAUUUGCUCUUUCUUGUUUCUUUUCAUGCAUUUGUUUUUUUUGGGCGGAAAGUGGGUGCUAAUAGAUACAUGACAGAUGCCGCUAUUCUGCGACGGGGGUGGUGCUAGCUAGGCAGGAGUUCGACGGACAUGGUGAUGGUGGGAAUAGCGAGGAUAGUGGGGGCAGUGAUAUAAUCAUGCCUGAUAUAGAUGAUGAGGAGGAGCAAGAUGACUUGGAUGUGGAACUUUUCGGUGAUGGGUAAGUUUCUCGUUCCCUGGUGGACAUUAUAUCUGGGGGGGGGGGCGAUAUAUAGACUAAAACUGGGACUGCCAGCUUUCGCGAGCUGGUCAUUACCCCUGAAGCCAGCAAGGCCAUGGCAUCCGUUGAGCGUGACAAUCAGGAAUACAUCUUCCUAGUAGCCGUUAUCCGCACUUAUUCCAACUACGAACCGUGCAUCACCCUCCACUCCAUCCACAGCGAUAACGUGCGCGCCACCGCUACUGCAAAAAGGCACUUCAAAUCCCUCUAUCCGAGCAUUUACGCCUCUGACGACCCGCUGCUGGAAUAUCUGCAGCCGAACGGUCACUUCAUCGGACGGCAGUGUGUUAUGGAGGAAUAUUACAGCAGUGACAGCAGCAGCAGCAGCGAGAGUGAUAGCGAUAGCGGCAAGGACAGCAUCAACGACCCCCCAAAGCCACUCCCUGAGAUCGAGAUAACCAGCGCCUCCCGCCUUCCACUCAUCCAGCUGGAAAUGCACGACCCCUGGGGCGACCCGGAGUACCUCUCCGAUGAAGGCCAUGUCUUUGUGGUCUUCGUGCAGGUUAGUAGCUCCGCCCGCCCCGGACAGACCAGCCGUGGCAUCCGCGGCGUCUACAAGUACCGCGACGAGGCGAAUGAGGAGGCGGAGAACCAGUUGUCCAUGCUCGUUGGCGAGUUGCGUAUCGGUGAUUGGUUCGAUGGGUGUUAUCGUGGAGAAAAGAUAUAUGUGAAUUGUCAAACUUCGCAUGCACUCCUGCCCGUUGAGGAGGUUGUGAUUUCCACUGCAUAUGUGGAGAUGGUUCGGGUUCGUGGGUGGGGGGUUUGGGACCUUAAGGAGGGGGGUUUUUGGGAUGGGUACGAGGACGAGGAGGUUGAGUAUUUGGAGACGGAGGUCCAAGAGUUGAGUAAGGAGGAGGAGAAGGCAAGGGUCAAGGAGAUUGCCGAUUAUAUGGCUGACAGGGCUAUGUUAAAUGUCAAGGAGAAGAGGGAGAGGGGUCACGAGAGGAGAGAGAAGCGUAGGAAGAGGAAGGAGAGGGAGAAGAAGGAGGCUGAGGAUCGUUAUACCCUUCCUGAUAGUAAUGAUGAAAGUGAGGAUAGUGAGAGCGAGGACAGUGCUGAAGAGGGGUGGUAG